AUGCGCGACUUUUAUAAAGCUCCACAAUUCACUCAAUACUCUCGAAUUUUGUUUGGUGAUGAGCGAAUCCAUGAGAAUAUUCUUGUUAACGAGCCAAUCACUGGUCCUCCAUGCGGUACUGUAACGACGAUGUGGGAGAAUUUAAAGAGAACAACCGCCAUUCAUCCAGACGCUGAUUUCCUCGGCGAAAUCGGAAACGAUGGGAGAUAUCAUUUUAAAACUUAUAAAGAGGUGAUGGAGAUCGCAGAAACGAUUGGAUCGGCCGUUUACAAUUUGGGGAUUCAAACUGGGACGAGAGUCGGUCUUGCCGGGAUCCACUCAGUCAACUAUGAGGAAGCGAUGUGGGGAUUGAUCUCACAGGGAAUCGCUCUUGUUCCCCUCUAUCACAACUCAAAAGAUGAUGCAAUUUGCGAAAUCGUUGCCUCUUGUCAGCUGGAGUUGAUCUUUUGUGAUACACCUGAACGAAUUGUUGAUUUCAUUCAAAAACGUAAAGAAGGAUUGAUCGAGUCGGUUAAGAUACUCGUUUUGUUAAAUGGAAACCUCUCAGAGAUCAGCACUGUUGAGGAUUUAAAGAUCCUUGUCUUUGCCGAUUUCUUGAAACUUGGAGAAGAGAAUCGAGUCAAGCCGAAUCCACCAAAAGCCGAUGAUGUUUAUAUAAUUUGUCACACAUCAGGCACAACUGGCAGACCGAAAGGAGUCCAACUAACACAUAAAAACCUUCUCGCCGCCAUGUCCGGCCUCUAUAUGCAAUGGUGCCACCCACCACAUGACUUCAAAUUCGGCACCAAUGACACUUAUUUUUCAUUCCUCUCACUAGCGCACAUCUAUGAGCAUUUAAUGCAGUCUUUCAUCAUUUACACUGGCGGCCGGGUGGGCGUCUACUCAGGCGAUUUAAAGAAGCUAAUCUUAGACAUUCAAAAUCUCAAGCCAACAAUGAUCAGCCUUGUCCCGAGAAUCCUUAACAAGCUAUAUGAUCAAGUUCAUGCUAACAUUGCCAAAGCGCCUUUCAUUGCAAAAAAGCUGUUCGCUGCUGCGAAAAAGGCGAAACUUGAGCAGUUGCAUCGUGGAAUCAACAAUCCGAACACGAUUUGGGACAAGCUUGUGUUUGAGAAGAUCCGACUAGUGAUCGGUGGUCGAGUACGCUACUUGACGACAGGAGGAGCGCCGGUGACACCAGCUGUGCACGAUUUCACGAGAAUUGCUUUUGGAUGUCCGCUCUUUGAGGGUUAUGGUCAAACUGAGUGCGGAGCUGCUGGAACGUUGAAUCUCCCGGGCGACCUCACUGGUGGAACACAUGUUGGUGCGCCUGCUCCCUGGGCACAAAUCAAAUUGGUUGAUGUUCCAGAACUCGGCUACUUGUCUGCGAACGACAAGGGAGAGGUUUGCUUCCGUGGCGCUGCUGUAAUGAAGGGAUAUUUUGGAGAUGAAGAAUUGUCAAAGAAAACGGUUGAUGAGCAGGGCUGGCUGCACACGGGUGAUAUUGGCGAGUGGCUGCCAGAUGUUAGCGCAAGGGAUUUUGUCUCAGCUGAAGCGAUUGAAAGCAUUCUUGGCUUGAGUCCACUCGUGAAUCAGAUCUUUGUCACCGGUUUGAGUACUCGCUCGUUUUUGGUGGGAAUUGUUGUUGUUGAAGUGGAAACAUUGAAGAAAGAGAUUGAGAAAAAUGGGGAUUCUGAGACAAAAGCUUGCUUAUCUGCUGAUGGGGAGGAGUUUCUGUGCAAGGAGCCGAUCAAAAGGUUCAUGACGCAAUACUUGAGUGGAUUCGGAAAAUCGAAAGGCUUGCAAACGAUCGAGACUCUGAGAAGAGUGUAUCUUACCUUUGAAGAGCUAACUGCUGAGUCUGGCUUGCUUACUCCAACUCUGAAGAUUCGGCGCCAACCUUGCAGGGAAAAGUUCAUGGCUGAGAUCGAUGCUAUGUACGACGAGGAAACAGAGUUG
This is a messenger RNA of Mesorhabditis belari, 1935 nucleotides long. Lineage: Eukaryota; Metazoa; Nematoda; Chromadorea; Rhabditida; Rhabditidae. The record is from the annotation of a GenBank genome assembly.